UUAGUUCGUCCGCUACUUACGCUCUAGGCAAAAUGGCUGACAAAGUCGCCUCGUCCAAUGCGUUUUACAAGAUCGCUCUUAUUGUUGCUUUAAUAGCUGUGUUCGUGAUGUGCUUYGGWGAGUUUGUAAGACUGGAGAUAAUGUUUAAAGAAAUGAAAAUCAAAGUCGACAAGCUUGACCGCCAGCAUGCCAUGGAAAACCACUUCCCUUCCAAACAUGGCGAAAGGGAAAGAACAUUGAAAAGGAUCACAAGAGACAUCACCGMAGUAGAUCAAAAUCCCAACGUUACCACAGAACAAAUGACCAAGUUAGUCGACAAGAAAGUUAACGAAGUACUUUCAACCUUUAAAAACGCCAAAUACUGGAUGGUAGCACCAGGACCUCGAGGUCCGCCGGGAAAACCUGGAAUACAAGGGAUAAAAGGUGAUCCAGGACAAAUGGGGUUACCUGGACCUAUGGGUAUUAAAGGAGAUCAGGGUCAUCCCGGCUUGAAAGGCGAUCCUGGYCAAGAUGGCUCCCCYGGACCAAAAGGUGCGACAGGUYCAAAAGGAGAUCCUGGAAAUGCUUCUUCAUCUCCUCCAAGUGUAGCACUUUCUAAUACUUAUUUGGUUGUCAACGAGAGUCAAACCGCUAUUUUMAAAUGCUCCGUUAGUGGUCAACCGCGACCUGUGAUUGCYUGGAAGAAAARGKAUGGUACACUGGAUUCUAAAAGAGCCAUUUUACAUCACAACGGAAAACUCGAGAUAAGAAACACGACACCAAGUGACGCGGGAGUGUACAUUUGCGAGGCAACAAUCUACAAUCUCUUCAAAAAACAAGUCAAAGCAACAUUACAGGUCAAUUUYCGACCGCGAAUAAMAUUGAAUACYGGACCAACCUACGUGAAAAUCGGAAKUGACGUCAAAUUACCUGUCUGUGAUGUAAUGGGACAUCCUAAACCUCAAAUCAAUUGGUCAAAGUCUCAUGGCUCAUUACCUGAAAAUCGGAUUAGGAUAAAGGAAGGGCAGCUGAGCUUGUUAAAGUCUGUGAAAAAUGAUUCUGGGACAUAUUUUUGUAGAGCUAAAAACAAUUUGGGUUCUGUGGAAUCUGGUUCUACAAUUGUUGUCGUCGACUUACCAGUCUUUCUAGCUAAACCACCUACAUCGUAUUAUGCAAAGCCUGCUGCACCGAGCGUUGUUUUCAACUGCACAGCUAAGGGUGACCCCAAGCCUGUCAUCACCUGGAGAAAAGAAAAUGGCGUCCUGCCGGCCGGUAAACACGAAAUUAUAGGUGAUACAUUGAUCCUUAAAAACUUAAAUGAAACAGACGAUGGCGAAUAUGUGUGCACUGCUACAAGUGCUGGCGUGUCAGAUGUUGAAGCUAGAACAACCCUUCGUGUUCGAUACCCUUUUGACUGCUCUGAGUUGUACAGUUGGGGAAAGAGAAGUGACGGUGUUUAUACAAUUAAACCAGACGACCAAGAUGCUUUCCUUGUAUACUGUGACAUGACAACUGACGGUGGGGGGUGGACUGUGUUCCAAAGAAGACAGGACGGWUCAUUGAACUUCCAUCUCAACUGGCAAGACUACAAAACCGGUUUUGGAAACCUGAAAGGCGAGUUUUGGUUGGGAAAUGAUCACCUUCAUCGCCUAACAGCAAGAACAGCGUCGACUCUGCGCAUUGACAUGGAAAACUGGAGAAAAGAAACGAAAUAUGCUAAAUAUAACAUUUUUGRUAUUGCUGACGAGUCUGACAAAUACAAACUAAAAGUAGGCAAUUAUUCAGGUACCGCAGGCAAUGCAAUGAAGGAAUGGUUUGAUUUAAACGGCAUGUUUUUCAGCACAAAGGACAGGGACAAUGAUAUCUGGCAUAGUAAUUGUGCUGCAGAACUCACCGGUGGUUGGUGGUUUCGAAAUUGCCAACUUUGUAAUCUGAAUGGCAGGUACCUACCAAAGAAGACUACAGACAAAGGAGUUCGUUGGGGCAGCUGGACCAAUAAAUCUUUGAAGAAAGCACAGAUGAAAAUCCGCCCAAACGCGUUYUAACUUUACUAAUUUUCUCUUUCAGAAAACCCAUAUAUCAUUAGUAUUGUUUGCAUGUAUUCAUAAAAAUCUCACUUAAUGGUCUUUAAUUAAAAAAUUUUUUUUGAUUAUUGCCUACUAUUAUUUUCCCUGUAUCUUGCUACUGUUUAAAG
Molecule: messenger RNA, 2173 nt
Organism: Exaiptasia diaphana
Lineage: Eukaryota; Metazoa; Cnidaria; Anthozoa; Actiniaria; Aiptasiidae
Product: roundabout homolog 1
Exons: 1
Coding region: 33-2024 (663 amino acids)
Source: RefSeq, a predicted model, not a curated record